AUGGCUAAGGAUGACAAAGUCAAGGACAAUAACAGAGUGGCUUCUACGUCAAUUGCAUUAUCAGAUUCUUUCCUCAUAUGUAAAGCUGCAAUUUCUUUCCCUGAUUUCUUUAAACUCUCUGUAAUCAUUCAUCUAGCACUGACUUUGCUUCUGCGGAAGCUUUUCCCUAUCGACACGAAGCUACUUCUUCUUACGUCGAAUGCCAACAUAGGAGGCCCAACCACUGCUUGUGCCAUGGCAACCGCUAAAGGAUGGAUUUUUGGAGUUUCCAUAGCAACUUUUCUCGGCAUUGGAUGUGGAGUUUUGGUCCUCAAACGAUUAUAUAGCCCUUCAGUUUACUUCGGCUCCAAACCUAAUCUGAAAAAGUUUCUGUUUGAGGAAGAUGGUUCAGAAUAA
Molecule: messenger RNA, 396 nt
Organism: Eruca vesicaria subsp. sativa (arugula)
Lineage: Eukaryota; Viridiplantae; Streptophyta; Magnoliopsida; Brassicales; Brassicaceae
Source: the annotation of a GenBank genome assembly